AUGAUUCUUCCAGAAGUCAAGCGCAUCGCCAAGACAUGGGAUACCAUCGGGGCUAAACAUGAGGAGCGACAGGCGCGAUAUCAGCCUCGACACAAGGAAGCGGGCGCGUUGAAUGAACCCUCAUCCUCAUCGUCGUUAGGGCGUGUCACCGAUACAGACUCCUCGCUGGAUGGUUGUAUAAUAAAAGGGGACUCAUCUAGAGGCAGUGCCGUCAUCUAUACUCCCGUACUCGGGCAAUCACAACUAGUACCGCCGCCGCCGAGCAAGCUCAUUUGCAUCGGCCGCAGCUACGACUACAACUUCCCGGAUGCCAAGCGGCCUAAGGCGCGCCCUGAGCCGCUGCUGUUCCUCAUGCCUCCAACCUCUGCGAUAGUAAACGGUGGGAAAGCAUUACUCCCGUCGUGUCCGCGCGACCCGGACAAAAUUUGUAUGGGAUGGUAUGAGGUCGAGCUGUGUGCUGUCAUUGGAAAGCAGACAAAAGAUGUUACUGUUUCACAAGCGAGUGAUUGCAUAGCGGGAUACGUGCUUGGAAUUGAACUUGCCCUAAAAGAAGUAUUGGAUGAUGCCAAGCAACGAGGGCUACCAUGGACCACCUCGAAAGCGAUUGACGGCUUCGCGCCGCUCAGCGGAUUUGUGCCGCUGGAUGACGUUCCGGACCCGGCAAAUGUGGAGCUCAGCCUAAAGCUGAACGACAAGACAGUCAUAAGUGGCAACACAUCGUCUAUGGUGUACAGCAUCGCCGAGCUCGUAGCAUAUGCAUCUAGCAUUAUGACGCUCGUACCCGGUGAUAUCAUCAUGACUGGCUCUCCCGCCAGCCCUGGGCCAUUUUACGUCGGCGACACGCUCUGUGCGACGAUGCGGACACAGCGAAUAGACAGAAGCAUUCAGGAUCAGGAUCGGUACGAGGGCCAAGGAAAGACGCAAAGCUCAGAUGACGAACGCAAACAUGUGGAAGAGUGGAAGCAGGUCGCGAGUGUUCAGGUAAAAGUAGGGGCAAAAGCACCGCGGCAAGCACAGCUUGUGUCAAAUACGGAAGAUGGGAAGCACAAUGUGGAGUUGUGGCUACAGCGCAUAUCGUGA
Messenger RNA from Tilletiaria anomala UBC 951, 1080 nucleotides. RefSeq lists its product as uncharacterized. The transcript is spliced from 3 exons. Gene Ontology annotation, molecular function: acetylpyruvate hydrolase activity. The record is from RefSeq and is a predicted model, not a curated record. Lineage: Eukaryota; Fungi; Basidiomycota; Exobasidiomycetes; Georgefischeriales; Tilletiariaceae. Bases 1 to 1080 code for a protein of 359 amino acids.